Messenger RNA from Triticum turgidum subsp. durum (durum wheat), 1221 nucleotides. Lineage: Eukaryota; Viridiplantae; Streptophyta; Magnoliopsida; Poales; Poaceae. The record is from the annotation of a GenBank genome assembly.
AUGGGUGCUCACGGAGAUCGCCGCCGCCACCGCCGCGAAGAGGUGGGGGUGCUAUUGGACGAAGAGGAGGAGGAGCUCGAGCACCACGCCAGGGCUUGCGGCGGCGCCACGAGUGGGCUGGUGGAUCAAGAAUUGGGUGGCUGCCAAGAAGGUGGAGGGGGCAUGGUGUUUGAAGCGAGCAGUAGCGUGGGCAGCGUGAGUGCGACCAUGGGCCCGCCCCCGAUCAUGUGCUGGCCGCCGCUGGCCCCGUCGCUGUCGCCGCAGGAGCCACUCCACGGCGCGAUCCACCACCACCACAACAUAGGCAUCGGCGGCCAGGGCCCCUUCUUCCCGUUGCUCCCGCCGCUGCCUCAGCAGCCUCCGCCGCCGCCGCCCUUCUUGGCCGACUUCUACGCCCGGCGCGCGCUCCAGUUCGCCUACGACCACUCGGGCGGUGCGUCGUCCUCGUCCGAGCCGCUCGGCUUCGGCGCCGGGCUCUACAUGGGGCACCACGGCUCCCCCGUCCACGGGAUGAUGAUGCCGCCGCCCUUCGGGGCGUCGCCGUUCGGCGACUUCGGCCGGAUGACCGCACAGGAGAUCAUGGACGCCAAGGCGCUGGCCGCGUCCAAGAGCCACAGCGAGGCCGAGCGUCGCCGCCGGGAGCGCAUCAACUCGCACCUCGCCCGCCUCCGCAGCCUCCUCCCCAACACAACCAAGACGGACAAGGCGUCGCUGCUGGCGGAGGUGAUCCAGCACGUCAAGGAGCUCAAGCGGCAGACGUCGGAGAUCAGGGAGGAGGCCUGCCCGCUCCCCACCGAGGCCGACGAGCUCACCGUCGACGCCUCCAGCGACGAGGACGGCCGCCUGCUCGUGCGCGCCUCGCUCUGCUGCGACGACCGCCCCGACCUCCUGCCGGACCUCAUCCGCGCGCUCAAGGCGCUCCGCCUGCGCGCGCUCAAGGCCGAGAUCACCACCCUCGGCGGCCGCGUCAAGAACGUGCUCGUCGUCACCGAGGACGACAGCAUCGCGUGCGACGGGGACCAGCAGGACGAGGACGGCGGGAUGCAGGCGCCCAUGUCGCCGCAGCACGCCGUCGCGUCCAUCCAGGAGGCGCUCAGAGCGGUCAUGGAGCGCACGUCGUCCUCGUCCGGCGCCGAGGACUCCGGGGGCUCCGCCAGCGGCGGGCUCAAGCGGCAGCGCACCACCAGCCUCUCGGCGAUCCUAGAGAACAGGUCCAUCUAG